UCUGAAGGGUUAAAGGGCGCGGCGUUUACUCUCGCACUCUGUCAACAACUCUGAUUCCUGCUUGAAGAAUGAACUAAAAAUUCAGCAAAAUGAAUGUAUGGACGAUGUAAUUAACCAUUACAUUACUUUCUAGGUUGAGCAAAUGUCAAAAACUGUACAAGUAAAGAUGUAUGUUGUGGAUACUAUUGUUACUAAGGAGGAUCUCAAUACAAAGGUUGAUAGCAGAGACAGUCAGACAAACACGGUGUAUUUUUGUAAAAAGUGUGGAAAUGAAAUAAAUUUGUCAGAUGUGAAUGUUGUUGAAUUUAGUGUUUAUGACACAAACUCUGUUAGAUUACCUGCAAUACCAUGUAAAAGUACAGAUUGCCCAAUUGGAUUACUGCAGAUCCAGGGAGUUUGGCUAAGCAUUGAUGAAGUACUAAUAUGUGGCAGGAACAGGCCAAAUGGAUUCCAAAAGGUGUCAAGUACUGGUGAGAGAAUUGCAUUAAGUGUUCUGAAUAACAUUCUGUACAAAGUCUUGGACCGUAAAGCCAACGAUCCAGAAUUUUUACCUCACGCGUUUAACGAGUACGCAAAACUCCUCUGGAUAAAUAAUACUGCAGUUGGUUUCUACACAGUGAAGGAAAGAGGUACAUGGUGUGGAAGCCAGUCACAAGCAUUAUCUUGGCAGCUGACUAUCCUGGACACUGUAUACAUCAACUCCACUCAUAGGAGACAGGGUCAUGCAUUACUGGCUCUCCAUGAUUUCCUGAAAACCUUUCCAGAUGAGGAUCUUGGGAUCUCGGAACCAGUGUCAGAAUCAAUGAUGCUAGUUUGUAAAAGAUUUGUUAAAGAAAAUCCUGUUGAGGCAGAACGACUGUGGCUUUGUACUCUACCAGCUGACAAUUCUCAUUCUGAGAAUCUUGUACUUCGUAUUGCUUUAUCAGCCAUGCCAGGUAAACAUAAAAAAAGAAAGAACUCUGACCCUAAGAAGUUUGUCACAGAUGCAGAGAAAGCCUGCAGUGUGGCUACUGUUGGAAGCUCUAGCCAAUUGGAAGUUGAUACCACUGAGACAGAGCCUGUUUGUAGUGCAGAAGCAGUUGAUAAGUUGAGCAUACCUCCUUCGGAGUCACUGAAUCCAGUUUCAGAAAAUUGUAGUAUUGCAAGCUAUGAAGGAUCAUCAAAUCUCUUAAGGAACUUUUCUGUAAUUGCUAAGGCAACAAUAGAUGGCGAAAGAAGUAAUGAUACAGCUAGAAAAAUUUCAAACCCUAUUUUACCAGUUCAAACUCUGUUAAAAAUACCUGAAAAUGACAGUAGAACAAUAAGUGAUGGAAAAAGCUUUCAUGAAACCUUUAAACAGGAAGGUAAUGAAAGUAAAGAGACAAACUCCUUGGCAAAAGGAUUUCUCAGUCAGGAAGGAUGUCCUGCCAAUGAUGUUCAUGACAUAGAGGGAGAUGCAGUAAGAUCACAAGAAUUUCAGGAUGAAUAUCAGAAUUAUAAAGGUCAAAUAAAUUGUUUGCCAGAGUUAAAUAUGGACAAUGAUGGCAGUCAGGGGACCAGUAAUGACACAGAUCCUUCUCAUUCACCAACAGACUUUGCACCAGCUGCAGAAGGAGGUCACUUUUAUGUGAAAGCUGAACCGAUUGACGAAGAUGAUGGCUCAUAUCCCCAGGAUCAGCAUAAAUGUAUGAUGUCAAAAAGGAAGCAUGUUUUAGUUGAAGAACCAUCAUCAAGUGUAGUAAUCAAGCAGGAACCUGUGGAUAUUGAUGUCAGUAAUCACCAUUUAUACUACGUGCAGCAGAGUAGAACAUUCUUUAAAUCUGAUACCUCCUCUAUUGAUGAAGUCAGUGAUCUGCCAUUAAACCAAAACCUUGAAGAUCAGCUUACAGGAAAUGCAGAUCAGAACACAAGACAACUUUCCCUUUUUGAGCAGAUGUUGCUUCCAUCUGGUCCCCAAGAUCAUCAAGGAUCUUCAGAAGAGGGGUCCAGUAUAUUGCAGAACUUGAACCAGAGCCAGGGCAUGAUCAGCUCACUUUUGCGCAAUAUUGCAGAGCAACUGAAGGAACCAAGAACCACAACAAAUCGGGAACCAAUUUGGCAGACAAGACCAACUCAAGAAACCUGUGAAGCUCAGUCUUCUUCAGAUUCACAAAAGAGACUUAGAAAAACAAGUUAUCCCAUAGCAAAACUCUCCACUCACUUGAAGAGAAAACACAAAAAUAAAUUACGCAUGAAUGAUAAGAACUUUAAACCUCGUGCCAAACAAAAAGAUAUAGGUGUGUGUCUGGAGGGCCCCAGUAAGCGCACACGUUCACAAUCAAUGUCUGAUGAAAGCAUGAAAAACCGAAUUUCAAACUGGAUGAGGUCUGGUUCUGAUGAUGAGGAGAUGGGUAAUAGUUCUAGCACCAACACUAACAGGAGAGUGACAGAAAAGGUUAACACUAAUCAUUCAUUAGAUCACAGAGUUUCUCAGUCAAACUCUCACCGAUAUUCUUCAAACCAACUUGCAUCGGCAGGUUGCUCCACAAUUGCUGUGCACUCUUCAACUACCAUGACCUCUCAAUCAUCAAGGAGUGAUUUCCAGGCAGAAAGACCUGAAAGGCCGAAGAGACCUUUUAACGUUGUGCAAGCUCUCACUGUUGAGGACCCAAGUUCAACUCAAACUAAUUUUCCACAGGGUUCACUCUAUGAGUCUAUGGGUGGACUGAGCAAUCGGUCGUUGCCCCGUCGAGGGCAUGCGUCCACUCACAGUACAAUAACUAGCUCAUCCGCAUUACCAAGUUCACAUGACACACCUGUCAGUGUGAUGUCAACUGCUAACAAUUUGGUUGGGUCGCAAGUAGUAGUCAGCACUCAGAACCCAUUAAUUCGUGGAUUAUUAGAAAUGAAGGUGCCAACAAAACCAAACAUAAGGCAACUGGCACCAGCAAAGACAUCCAUAAUAUCAGAGGAUGCCUCUACUUCUCAAGAUGUUGGCUCAUCUCAUAACUCCAGGUAUAGGAAUCUAAAUGCAGCAGCAACUCAAACAGCUCAAUAUGUUUGUGAACUCUGUGACAUCAUUUUUACAGACAGUGUCAUGUAUGUACUGCACACUGGUUGCCAUGGGAGACGGGACGCUUACCAGUGUAACCAAUGUGGAACAAUCUGUCGGGAUAAAUAUGAGUUUAUGAUUCAUUUUAUUCAAGGAGUUCACAACAGGGAAUAAAAUCCCACAUAGGAAAUUAUAAAUAUAUAAAUAUAUAUUUAUGUACUGUAUUUAUUCGAAUAAAUACCCCAGGACGUUUAUAUUGUUGGGAAGGGUUUUUGAGGGAGUGUUUAUAUUCGAGGGAGGCGUUUAUGUUUUUUUUUUAUUGUGUACAAUGAAUACCUAUAUACUCAAAUAAACACUCCUUAAUUUCACUUUAAACUCCAACACACAAUUACCACCAAAAUUUGUUAUUGCGUGAUCAUGAAGACUGAUUGAUCCUAACCCAGUUGAAACAAAUUUAAUUCUACUGGAGUAGAACAUAAAUAGAAUGUGUUGAGAAGGAUGGUGCUUCUAUUAGACUUGUUUACAGUUAUUUGAGGGGUGGGGGGUUUAACGAGGAAAAAUAAAUGUCUUGGGAUGUUUAUUCGAGGGAGGCAUUUAUUUCAAAUGAGGUUCUACAGUAGAAGGAUGUUUAUUCCAAGCGGGGCAUUUAUCCAAAUAAAUACAGUAUAUUGACAAGCUGGAAUUGCUUGAACAACUUUUCUUUUUCGACUUCUUACCCUUUAUUUCUUUAUUUCCUUCUUUUUCUCCUUUGUGUUCUAUUUGUUUUUCUGUGUUCAAUCACUAUGGAACACAUAGUUUUUUUGCAUGGUGCAACUAUUAUUAUCCAUAUGUAUGGUAUACAAAUAGUAUCUGCAUGGAGGUAUUAUUAAGAAGGAGGUCACAGAUCCCUUUGAUGCAACAAACCAAUGUGUUCCCUACCUUUGGAUCGUGCGCGAUGUACAGUAUAUCUUAUUAUUAACAUUUUUUUCAUUAGCAACAACUUGGGAACAACAAGCUUUUAAACGCUUCAACACAGAAGUUGUGCAAUAAACCGUUCAGUAGGUUAUUAUUUAUUUCAUUUAUUUAUUUAUUUUAUUUCAAUCGUCCAACAGGAACUCUUCGUUCCCACUUACAAAAUUGUAAUAAAAAUAUAUUGAAAAAAUAAUAAAUCAGUACAAUAAAUUCACAUAUGCCAUAAAAAAUAAAAUAAUUAUUAUUAUUAUUAUUAUUAUUAUUAUUAUUAUUUAUAUGAUUAUAAUUAUUAUUGCAGUAUUUACAAAAAAAUGUAUAAAUUACAAAAAAAAAAUGCUGUAUACUGUAUGUCAGGAACAGAUUCCACAGAAUAUUUCUGUUGCAAUUGUUCCUGUGUUCAUAUAUAAUUUUGUCUAAAAAUUGACUGCUUCGACUAUAAGCUGAGCCAGUGUAGAAAAUUACUCUGACAUUGGAUUGAAUUUUCGAAUAGUUCACAUGUGUUCACACAAAAAUUAGUAGUUUAUUAUAAUCCUCAAUCACUCAUUAAUUAGUAUCUGUUAAAAUUAGAAUUAUCGAGUUUUAUCCAAUUUAUGGAAAUUCAAGUUGAAAUAUACCAUAUUUUUAAGGCUCAUAUAAAUGUUUCAUUAAAUUCAAAACACUUUUUUGUAGAAAAUAUUAAUAUGUUUUGAAAGAUAAAUAUAUUAGGUUUAAGGUGGAAUUGAUUGCGCAGCCAUAGCGAUUGACAGUAAGCAGUGCACAUUGAAAAAACAAGAUGCUCUAUAUUUAGUCAUGUUCAAUUUUUUGGAAACUAAUCCCACUGAGCAACUGGUGGUGGGGAAUACAUUAGACUGAUUUCACAAGUUGCGGCAGCCUCGUCCUUUACUCAUUGCCGUAGCACUUUUUUAAGUGACCUCAAUAAUACCUCCAUGGUAUCUGUACAUUAAUAUAUUAAUACAAAGUGUGUUAAUGUAUCUUGUACACAUAAAUUAGAUAUGUGAGGCAGUAACUGAUUAAAUCAGGUUCAAUAUACAUGUACAAUUAAAUUGUAGGAUACAUAAGUGUAUGUACAUUGGAUAUGUAUACAGUAUAUGAUCAGUGGUGGCUGAUAUCUGGGGAGGGCAAAUAAGGGAAAAAUAGUGAGAGGCAUGCUAAAAUUUUAGGAGCAAAUAUGUUUUCCUAUAGCAGAAUGGAGUUGUAUAUUAGCAUGCAAUUAUUGCAAAUAAAGUCCGCUGUUGUUUCUUGGGACAAGUAACUAUUAAAGUUUUUUUUAAUUUUUUAAUUUUUUUAUUUUUCGGAGAUUUACUUUCUUGAUCAGAAGUAUCUCUACCUUCACUAAGUUACAUUAAGGCUCUGGUACGUAAUCAGGACUCCUGUGAUUCAUGUGGAUGCUCAUUUUUGGGAGGUGGGAAAUUGGGUGUGGGGAAAAGAAGAUUAUCUGGGGGAGCAAUACCAACGGAACUAAUGUACUGUAGUUAAAUGUAUAGUUUACAUUGUAAGACAGAAUUGUUAAAAUGAUCCAUUAAGAUGAUUUUAGUGAUUGGUGGCAUUAAUACAACUCUGUGAUAUUUUUGCACAUAGUUUUAUAAUGAGAUAUAUAAUCUUGCAUUUCAGUAAUUUCUUUAAAAAAGAACUGAUUGAAAGUACAUAGAGAAACUUAGAAAGAUGUAAUGCCUUUGAUACAUACAAAUACAUUUUAUUUAUUUUAGAAUUAUGAUUUUUCUGUUUAUAAAUAUGGUGCAAUUCUGAGUUUUCAUACUCAAAGAAAAUCAGAAAGAUAAAUAUUGUUUUAAUUAAAAGAAUUGUAAUAUGAGGUAAAUAUGAAUUUCUUGUACUUAUCUAAAAUAUUGCCAGUAAGGAUGCUGGUGUUAUGUUUACUGUCUGGAUAGUGAAUAAUGUAUAUUUUGUAUAUAAAGGGUCAUGGAUUUACAUUUUUAUUGGACCCUGAUUUGACCUAACUUGACAUGUACUUUUUCUACUACAGUGGGGGCCUUAUAAUGGUAUUCCACCCCUUCCCUCAGGCUGCGCUCAUCCCACUCAGUCACACGCUAGGUAUUAUUGGUACACUGUGUCACUGUUGCAUUACAGCCAAUCAGAAAAAAAAACAGAUCAGGAUAUUUACAUUUUAACAGGCAUAGACAAAUACAAGCUUGCAAAAUGUUACUUUAAUUAAUUAUUACUAUGAUUUAUAAAAGUGUAAAUUAAUUUAGUAUAUUCUGUGUAGAUAAUAUCCACCAGACAAAUUAUAAAUAAGAUAUGAUGGUGCUUUCAUGAUUAAAAUUUACAAUAGCAUAAUCCGCCAAAAUAAUGGUUGAAAAUAACCCAAGUUAUGUACAGUAUUCUUCCUAUGUGGCCUUAAAUCUAGUACUAUGCGGUUAUUGAUGUCAUUGUUUGAUUGAUAUCAUAUCAUCAUUUUUAUUGACAUUAUGACCAGUAUUUACAUUAUGACACAUCAUAAAUGGCAUCAUAUCAUUAAUAUUAUUGUAUCCGUAUUAUUAACGUGAUGUCUGUUGCCACAUUCUCUGGCUUGCUAUAAGUUGUGCCAAUAAUUAACUUGCCAGAAGUCAUUUUAUGCCACUAAUUUGCCCGCUACAAGUAUUAGUGCCAAUAAUAUAUCUACAUGGUGUUUCCCAUUUGUAGUGUAAUAAGCAAAUUGUGAUUCAUCAGGCAUUAUCAUCUCAAUUCUUUAAACAAUAUUUUAAAAAAAAUAUAUUUAAAAAAAAAGUUGACCAGAUUUUUCUAACCUGGACAUUGCCUACAAGUAUUAUGCAAACCCACUAUCUAAAAUGAGGACCAAAUAUUUUACAGGUCCCAUCCAGUCAGGUUCCAGGAGGAAGUCCUUGAUGAGGGUGCAGGGGGAGGUGAGAGAGGCUAUAGUGGCCUGGUGCAAAGCCCAGAUUAAUAGACUAAUUUGGAGCAUUUUUCUAAUAUGAGAGAAUGUUUUUUUUUUCCUUAAUUACAAAAAAAAAUAUCCAGUUAUAAAAACACAAUAGACCUAUCAAACAAAUUAUUUUCACUGUAGUCCUGAGAGGGUGGGGCUCUUGGCAUGUCCAAUGUGAAAAUUAAUUCCCCUGCUGGUCCCAUCGCUGUACAUAACCUCAUCAAUAUUGCCUUAAAUAAUUUUUUGAAAUUUUCCUUAAAAAGAACAGGACAAUUAUGCUAGACAAAAGCAAGGCCAGGAUUUCAUCUCAAGCAUCACUCACUUCAAACCUGACACUACAGAUAUAAACCGAGUAAGCCGACAUAUUUUACAUCUACCUACAAUUUUUAAAUACCACUUUUUUGAUUGAGAAACUACUGCAUAUGUAUUUUUAAAACAUACCACUGUAAGCCCUGUAAUUGUUUUCACCUCAACUCAAUACUGUUUGUUCUAAAUGAAUAUUGAUGGUAAAAUAUCUAUUGGAACCUUGAUACAUGUGCCUAAUUUGCCUAUUGAAUUGUUAUUAGUAUAUUGAUUUGUCAGAUUGAGUCUUUCAUUUUACUAGAUUGUAUUUAUGUUCAAAGUUUGUGGCUGCAUCCUAAAUGAAUUAAAUGGAAAGAAAAUAA
Messenger RNA from Anneissia japonica, 7504 nucleotides. Its product is annotated as soluble lamin-associated protein of 75 kDa-like. The coding region runs from base 143 to 3184 and encodes 1013 amino acids. The record is from RefSeq and is a predicted model, not a curated record. The transcript has 7 exons. Lineage: Eukaryota; Metazoa; Echinodermata; Crinoidea; Comatulida; Comatulidae.